AUGGCUGCCCAUCUGGCCAAAGCAGUCGGCGCCCAAGCCUUGUUGACCGACUUCCACCUGGCAUCCCAGUUUCGGUUUCCCACACAGAUCGAGGAUGCAGUGGCCACGUUGAAAUGGCGGCUAGGACGGGAUAUCGAGGCUCCAGUUUCAGGUCACGAUAGGGGAUUACCCGCUAGACGGCCGAAGCACAGAACGCUGGAGCCCGGUCUCCUCGUCGCCAGCGCCACCAGUAAUGCCGGCUUGGUUGACGGCGUCGGGGCCGAUCUCGGCCUGGUCCAGAGCCCUCUUGAACGAGGGGACCAAGUUCGUGGCGACCGGUUAGCUGAAUACGAGCAAGAAGCACGAGGUCGUCGACAUAAAGUUCCAGAUGCUGCACACCUCUUGGUGUUUGGCAUCGCCGGGGUAUACCGGCGAGUCCUUUGUCGGAAUCAAGAGAUACUCGAUCUCCAGGAGAAUAUUAUCAGUUUCAUCGACACGUCGAACCUGCGGACCAAGGGCGACAAAUGCUCCGACACGGACAGGGAGGUCGCGCGGUUCCUGGAAUCCGCGAUCGCGACGAGCACGGCGCAGAUACGGGGGGAAACGUCGCAGACGCGCUCCGGCUCAGCAGUAGGCGGCGCAGCGUGGGCGAUGUCGCCAGCGGACCGGCAAAUGCCAUGA
This is a messenger RNA of Fonsecaea monophora, 660 nucleotides long. RefSeq lists its product as hypothetical. The transcript has 3 exons. The coding region runs from base 1 to 660 and encodes 219 amino acids. The record is from RefSeq and is a predicted model, not a curated record. NCBI's taxonomy places the organism in Eukaryota, Fungi, Ascomycota, Eurotiomycetes, Chaetothyriales, Herpotrichiellaceae.